AUGUUUACAUCUCCCCUCAUCGCCCUCCUUACCCCGCUGCAGGCAGUGCUCUCUUGUGCUGUCCAUCGCUCCCCCGACCUCUCCUCUAUCUCCUCCAUCCAAUCCCAGUCCUUCCCCGACCUUGCCAAAAGCUUUUCUCAGGGAUGCAGCGUCUCAAACGUCACCGUGGCCCUUGGGUCCUCCUCCCUUUCUCUAGUUGACGGCCAGCCGAGCUCAACUAUCGCCGUGGGCAGGGGUAUUCAGAACUAUACUUGUACUUCCGGGGCUUACGUGUCUACUGGCGCUCUUGCCAAUUUGUUUGAUGUGACCUGCCUCUACUCUAUGACUGCUGGCAAAGUGGAUACCAACGAUCUUAGCACGUUGCUCCCCGAGAUGGCAUUCUCUGCCCUCCAAUACCCUGACACUCUGAACUUGCCUGUGGCUAUCCACCACCUCUUUGUCGAUACACCCGGAUCCAACACUACAGGGGCCAUCUCUCCCCUCUUCGUCGGCUCUACCGACCAAGUCCUCGUCUCCAAAACCGCCGCCUCCAAUGACCUUACAGACCCGUCCGUCAAUGUCCCCUGGCUCCAUCUUACUGCCGUCGAGGGACAGGGCACCUUGGCCAAAAGCGUGUACAGGCUGGACACUGUGAACGGGCAGGCUCCUUCUACCUGCGAUACCGAAGGUGAAGAUUUGAGCGUGCAGUAUGCUGCUUUGUAUUGGUUCACCAACUAG
Messenger RNA from Cryptococcus wingfieldii CBS 7118, 717 nucleotides. RefSeq lists its product as hypothetical. The record is from RefSeq and is a predicted model, not a curated record. Bases 1 to 717 code for a protein of 238 amino acids. The transcript is spliced from 4 exons. Lineage: Eukaryota; Fungi; Basidiomycota; Tremellomycetes; Tremellales; Cryptococcaceae.